AUGACAUUCCUUGAGGAUACGUUGAUAAUAUUAAUUUCACAAAUAGUUUUCUUCGUUGGAGGCUGGAUAUUCUUUGUUAAGCAAUUAUUUCGAGACUAUGAAGUCCACCACCUGCUGGUUCAGCUUAUAUUCUCGGUCACCUUUGCACUAAGUUGCACAAUGUUCGAGCUAAUCAUAUUUGAAAUCAUUGACUAUUUGAACUCCAGCUCCAGAUAUUUUCACUGGAACUUGGGUCUGUACUCGUUACUGUUCAUGGUGAUAGCCUUGAUACCAUUCUACAUUGCAUAUUUUUGUAUCAGUAAUAUUAGAUUUGUCUCACAAAAUAUGAUAAGGCCACUAACCAUAUUUGUUUGGUUUGUUUACUUAUAUUUCUUCUGGAAAAUUGGCGACCCGUUCCCAAUUUUGAGUCCAAAACAGGGAAUAUUUUCAAUAGAGCAAGGGGUAUCCCGUAUUGGAGUGAUCGGAGUCACAGUGAUGGCUCUCCUGUCCGGAUUUGGUGCUGUCAACUAUCCAUAUACUUCUAUGGCUAUAUUUAUAAGGCCAGUAACACAAUCUGAUGUCCUAUCAAUAGAGAAGAAACUCCUACAGAAUAUGGACAUGAUAUUGGUGAAAAAGAAAAGGAUAGCGCUAGCCGAAGCCAAUAGUGUGGGAGCGAGACAACAAUACAAUAUGUUGGACCAAUCCAAUGUUAAGAAUAGAGGCGGUUUCUGGACCAAUAUUUUGUCCAGUGUUGGUAGUAUUGCUAAUCCUUUGGGACAUGGGAGUGAAAACAUACACCAACUUCGCCAAGAAAUAGCAGGACUUGAGGAGUUGAGUCGCCAGCUGUUCUUAGAAGCUCAUGAUGCAAGAACUAUGAGAGAGAAGAUAGAAUGGUCCAAGACCUUCCAGGGGAAAUACUUCAAUUUCCUCGGAUAUUUCUUCUCGCUGUACUGUGUUUGGAAGAUUUUUAUUUCUACAAUAAACAUAGUAUUCGACCGUGUGGGCAAGAAGGACCCAGUGACUCGUGGGCUUGAGAUAGUGGUCCACUGGCUCGGUUGGAACAUAGAUGUCGCCUUCUGGUCGCAACAUGUCUCCUUCAUACUGGUUGGAUGUAUUGUACUGACUAGUAUUCGAGGAUUACUGCUUACGUUAACUAAGUUCUUCUACAAAAUAUCAUCAUCGAAAUCGUCGAACAUAAUCGUGCUAAUACUCGCUCAAAUAAUGGGAAUGUACUUCUGUUCCUCCGUUCUUCUGAUGAGGAUGAACAUGCCUCCAGAAUACCGCAUCAUCAUCACCCAAGUCCUAGGUGAUCUGCAGUUCAACUUCUACCAUCGAUGGUUUGAUGUCAUCUUUCUAGUAAGUGCUUUAACUAGUAUAUUUACGUUAUAUUUAGCGCAUAAGCAACCGUCAGUAAACUAA
Messenger RNA from Spodoptera littoralis (African cotton leafworm), 1398 nucleotides. Lineage: Eukaryota; Metazoa; Arthropoda; Insecta; Lepidoptera; Noctuidae. The record is from the annotation of a GenBank genome assembly.